Messenger RNA from Brassica oleracea var. oleracea, 851 nucleotides. RefSeq names its product ras-related protein RABB1c-like. Gene Ontology annotation, molecular function: GTP binding; GTPase activity. The transcript has 5 exons. The record is from RefSeq and is a predicted model, not a curated record. Bases 68 to 703 code for a protein of 211 amino acids. Gene Ontology annotation, cellular component: Golgi apparatus. NCBI's taxonomy places the organism in Eukaryota, Viridiplantae, Streptophyta, Magnoliopsida, Brassicales, Brassicaceae.
GGAAAUCAACCCGUCUCUUCGCCUUCUUCUCUUGUCGUCUUUGUGAUCAGGGGAUCUCGAUAUCUCAAUGUCUUACGCUUAUCUCUUCAAGUACAUCAUCAUCGGCGAUACUGGAGUAGGGAAGUCAUGCCUUCUGCUACAGUUCACCGAUAAGAGGUUUCAGCCGGUGCAUGAUCUCACCAUUGGUGUUGAAUUUGGGGCUAGGAUGAUCACCAUCGACAACAAGCCCCUCAAACUCCAGAUCUGGGAUACCGCUGGUCAAGAAUCGUUUAGGUCUAUUACAAGGUCUUACUAUAGAGGAGCUGCAGGUGCAUUGCUUGUCUAUGAUAUCACAAGGAGGGAGACGUUUAACCAUCUGGCCAGCUGGCUCGAGGAUGCGAGGCAGCAUGCAAACGCGAAUAUGACGAUAAUGCUCAUUGGGAAUAAGUGUGAUCUUGCACACAGAAGGGCAGUGACCACGGAGGAAGGAGAGCAGUUUGCAAAGGAGCACGGUCUUAUUUUCAUGGAAGCCUCUGCCAAGACUGCUCAGAAUGUCGAAGAGGCAUUCAUAAAGACAGCGGCAACAAUAUACAAAAAGAUUGAAGAUGGUGUGUUUGAUGUGUCAAAUGAGUCGUAUGGAAUUAAAGUUGGAUAUGGAGGCAUCCCGGGGCCAUCAGGUGGAAGAGACGGAUCCACGUCGCAAGGAGGAGGUUGUUGCGGCUAAGAUUGGGAAUGGUGUCUAUGUCAUAUAAAGCAAAAAUCUCUUCUGUUUAAAUUAUAUAGUUUUGUAAAUCGUUUGGUUUUCGAUUUGGUGACUUUGUGUUGUGUUGGAUUUCGGAUCAUUCAUUUAUCUAUAAGAUGUGUUUUGCAUA